UACACCUUCGUUACUACAAGAACUGUUGAAUGGCAUAAUAUAAUGUAAUAAUUUUUCACCAUACGACCAUGUGAAGGUAGCGAAACGGCCAAGCCACAUAUUAUGACCAAGGUGAAUUAGAAGCUUGGCUCUACAUGAGAUCUGAUAACUUUUUGGCACUGCGAGCCUUAUGGUUUCGUGUUGGAAACAUUUUACAUGAAAAUGUUUUUGGUAGGAUUUCACUUCUUUUUAUAAGUUGAUUAUGACAAUCUACCGUCCACUAAUUUAAAGGGUCGGAGGUGCUUUACAAAAAAAAUGAAAUUAUUUAUAAAAAGGAUAUCAGUUUUCAGAUUUCUAGCAUCAAAAUUUGCGUGUCUCCUACAAACUUUCAUUCUUUACUUUAAAAGGUUGGAGGGUAUAAGUUCCAAGUUUAAGAUUUUUUUUUGUUAUUUGUAUACUAAUAGUUGCUUACAUACCAAAUUUCAGCUUUCUAGGGCUUGAAGAAUUUAGAUGAUCAGACGAUCACGAUGUGAGUGAGUGAUAAAUCGGGGUUUAUUAGAUAUCAAUAAAAUCUAAAGUAUAAGAGCUAUGCAAUAGAAAAUGUAUAUGUAUAAUAAGUACAUUAUUAAUAUUAUAUCCCGAGAAUUUUGUAUAUCUGGUUUAUACCAGAUACCCAAGUUAUGAGGGUUGAAAAACGACGAAGCGCUUAGGUAGGUAGUAGUACCCUUGCGCUUCGCUCGACUCGUCUUGACGGGGGUACUACUGUGCCACCAGAUUUCCCAGUUCAGUUCAGCAGUCUUCAAGAUGUCCCGAAAAAACCCAAGAAUUAAGAACCCGCUCCUUCGAGAUUUUGAAGUGGGCAAAAACGCACGAACCAUUUUAAAACACUAUUUCUAUACAUUUAAUGCCACCGUAUGAGUCAGGUUUCGAGCCACGAUCAACGCUAAAUAAAUGUGUUUAAAUUACCGAUAAUCAAUGUUUAUUUAGAUUUGAUCACUGAAAGCAGUUUAUGUAGCUACCUAUUUUCAUACUUUUUGCUAGGUGUAUACAGAACUCAUCUCGAAGUUAGCCUUACCCGUAUAGGUGGGAGUUUUCAGAAAAUAGUGUACUUACCUAAUUAGAGUGAUUAGUUAAGAAAAGUUAAUCGCUGUCAGUUUUGUGACGACAAUGAAGCGUGAAAUCUCCAUGGCAAUCAACUUUUUGCCUUUUUUAUAUCGUAAUAUCCUUUUUUUUAUACUACGUCAGUGUCAAACAAGCAUAUGGCCCUCCUGAUGGUAAACGGUUACCGUAGCCUAUGGACGCCUGCAACUCUAGAGGUGUUCCAUGUGCGUUGCCGACCCUAACACCCCGCACCCUCGUUGAGUAUCGCUUAUAGUUUAUGAAAUGAAUACCAAAACCAAGUUUUUAUUGAAAUUUAAUGCUUAAUUAUCGUCACAAAAGUAAUUAAGUUUUCUUAACAAGCCACGCUAAUUGGAUACACUAUUUUCUGAAAACUCCCAGUACAGUAACCUUAUUAAAUUCUCCUUCAAUUUUAAGUCUGUUAAAAAUAGCAACAAUAGUGUGAAGUUAUGUUCCAACGAAAUUGAGAAAAAUAAACUGCAAGUAUACCUAUUUGCAGUAUUUAAAUAUUAAUAUUUCAAAUGUAUUGUAUAGUAUUCCAAAUGUCUUUUAAAAAUUACUAAAUCCACGCAAAAAGUAAGCGUAAGAAAAAAAUUAUUUAAAAAACAGGCACUAUAUUAUUUAACAUUUCCUGUGAUGUUUAUUUAUUUAUAAGGUGAUACCGGAACGUUAAUUUCCAAUGCGGAUGGUGGGCACAUAUCGAGCGAGCAAGGUUAUGCUAAACAUCCGGCAAAUGCUAGGCAAUAAAGGCAAUUAAAUACAUAAAGGCCGGUAGCUAACAAAAUAGCAAAAUGGGCUCAUUUUAUAUUUUAUGCAACACUUUUUUUUACGGAUUUUGACGACCGGUCUGGCCUAGUGAGUGACACCGAUGGUUCAAAUCCUGAUCGCUUUUACUGCCUUCCUGGCCUGCGCCGUCGCCGCUCCAGGGCUCUUAGUCGCCCACGAGGCUCCCGUUGUCCACUCCGUGCACGCCAUCCCCGUGGUGGGCUCCAAGACCACCAUCACCAAGAGCAGUCAGGUCGUAAACCACGGCAACCCCGUUGUGCACGCCGUUCACACCCCGGUCGUGCACGCUGCGCCCGUUGUGUCCGUACACUCUACUCCUAUCGUCCACGCCGCACCCGUGGUGCACGCCGCUCCCGUUGUCCAUGCCGUCCACGCCGCUCCCGUCGUGCACGCCGCUCCACUAGUCGUGAAGACUGCUCCCGCCGCCAUCGCUCACAGCAGCUCAGUUGUUCACCACGGACAUGUCGUCAAGUCCGUCCCCCUGAUCGCUGUCCAUCAUUAAUUAGAUAUUUAGAAUAAAAUACUUGAUUAAUUUAAUUAAUUAAAUAAAAUUAGAUUAUAUUUUA
Messenger RNA from Cydia pomonella (codling moth), 2450 nucleotides. Its product is annotated as A-kinase anchor protein 14-like. The coding region runs from base 1967 to 2386 and encodes 139 amino acids. The record is from RefSeq and is a predicted model, not a curated record. NCBI's taxonomy places the organism in Eukaryota, Metazoa, Arthropoda, Insecta, Lepidoptera, Tortricidae. The transcript has 2 exons.